GAAUGGAAGCCCCGAAAGACUUAUGAUGACAUCGAUGAUAUGGUCAUCCCAGCGCUCCAGCAGGUGGUGACUCAGCAGUCAGUAUUCACCCAGUAUAAUAUAAAGAAGAAACCCAUGACGCGGGAGAAUACCGAGCGUCUGGCCAACAAAGAGAAGUACUGUACUCGUCACUCGGAUUUUGAAGACCUGGAACGUAAAUACUGGAAGAAUCUGACGUCCGUCUCACCACUCUAUGGGGCAGAUAUCAGUGGCUCGCUAUAUGAUGCA
This is a messenger RNA of Caretta caretta (loggerhead turtle), 267 nucleotides long. The record is from RefSeq and is a predicted model, not a curated record. Lineage: Eukaryota; Metazoa; Chordata; Testudines; Cheloniidae.